This is a messenger RNA of Triplophysa rosa, 2200 nucleotides long. It is a transcript of the gene gtf2e1, whose product is annotated as general transcription factor IIE, polypeptide 1, alpha. Gene Ontology annotation, biological process: transcription initiation at RNA polymerase II promoter; transcription open complex formation at RNA polymerase II promoter. Bases 182 to 1510 code for a protein of 442 amino acids. Gene Ontology annotation, cellular component: transcription factor TFIIE complex. Lineage: Eukaryota; Metazoa; Chordata; Actinopteri; Cypriniformes; Nemacheilidae. The record is from RefSeq and is a predicted model, not a curated record. The transcript has 5 exons.
CCGGCCGCCAGUAACAUAGGUCAUUUCCGCUCAGCGUUAGCGUGAUGCAGGUUAAGGAAACUUUCUCAUCUAAACAAGAGCUAAAUUAAAGACUUCUGCUUAAAUCUCUGAAGUCUGAUCCCUGUCCUUGCUGUUUUCAUCUCGCCAUCCCUCCAUCUUUUACUUCUACUCUCACUCCAUCAUGACAGAACCAGAGCUUCUCACAGAGGUCCCUGCGUCUCUAAAGCGGUUGGCCAAGCAGGUUGUGCGUGGCUUCUAUGGUGUCGAUCACGCUCUCGCCCUAGACGUGCUCAUCCGGAACCCAUGCGUCCGUGAGGAGGACAUGGUCGAACUGCUAAAGUUUGACCGCAAGCAGCUGCGCUCAGUGCUGAACACUCUCAAAUCUGACAAGUUCGUCAAGUGCCGCAUGCGCAUGGAAACUGCACCCGAUGGUAAGGCGACGCGGCACAAUUAUUAUUUCAUUAACUACAGGCUGCUGGUUAAUGUGGUCAAGUACAAGCUGGAUCACAUGCGCCGCCGCAUUGAGACGGAUGAACGGGACUCAACUAACAGAGCAUCCUUUCGUUGUCCCUUAUGCCGGAGCACAUUCACUGACCUGGAGGCCAACCAGCUGUUUGACCCCAUGAGUGAAAAGUUCCGCUGUACCUUCUGUCAAACGGAGGUGGAAGAGGACGAAUCGGCCGUGCCAAAGAAAGAUGCCCGCACUCUGGUGGCACGCUUCAACGAGCAGAUAGAGCCCAUCUACGUUUUGCUACGAGAGACUGAAGACAUCAACUUGUCUCAUGAACUCUUGGAGCCAGAGCCGUCAGAAAUCCCAGCUCUGAAACAGAGUCGAGAGCGGGCUGCCCUGUCCGCAGCGGGAGCUGGUGCACCUGGUCGGGAAACAUGGAAAACCAAGAGUUCGUCGUAUGACCUCUACACUCAGAAUGUGGUCAUCAGCAUGGAGGAUCAGGAGCCUCAGCCUGGCCAGACAGGGCAGAUAGCCCCUAAAGAGAGGCCCGUGUGGCUGACGGAAAGCACCGUGCAGGGGGCGUACAGUGAGACAGAUGCUCUAAAGCAAUCUGGCGAGGACGACAUGGCAUCCCAAGAGAACAUAACUGGACGAGCAGCCCCGCAGGAUGAGAACGAGGAGGUGAUGCGGGCUCUCCUCAUUCAUGAGACUAAGAGCGGCACUGGAUCUAGAGGCGCUGUCGUAUCCAAACCAACCAUUCCCGCAGCUAAUGCCAGUGACUCUGACAGUGAUACCAGCGAAUCAGACGAAGACUCUCCACCACAGGCUCCGGUACACAAUGCCGCAGCCGCUUUACGGCCAGGUAGACAAGCCGAGGAGGAGGAUGAAGAUGAUGAGUUUGAGGAGGUUGGAGAUGACCCUGUGGUUAUGGUAGGUGGAAAGCCUUUCUCGUACAGAGAAGUGAGCCAGAGACCCGAGCUGGUGGAACAGAUGAGCGCUCAGGAGAAAGAUGCGUACAUUGAGAUGGGUCAGACCCUCUUCCAGGACAUGUACUUCUAAGUAGAUAAUUUCUAAACCUGUUAUGCUACACUGGCUCUUUCUUUCUGUAUUCUACGGAUUGUCACAGGAUAUACUUUUAAUCAGUCUCCUUUGCACACUUCAUUUCAAACGGUGUUGUGUGAUGUGCCAAAGCCAAAAAAUGAGUGUUACACGUUUUUUUAAACGUUGAAGUUGUUAUUCUUAUACGUUUUCAUUUACUGAAUUUGCAGAAUGCUCUCAAAACCACUGCCACAAGUAUCUGUCCUCAUGGUUGUAAACAAGAGUAUCGCACACAUUGGCACAUGCCCACACAUGCUUUUCCUUGUAAUAGUUUUUUGUUUGUGCUUGACUUACCACAUUUAGAGCAAAUAACAGUGUUGCGCUGCUGUGACCUCUGGGGCGGUUUCACUCAAACAGAAGAGGUACUAAGGCUCUUUUCACCAGAUUAACAUUUGAGCUCCAGAAAAAAGCUUUUCUCUUGUAAUGUUGACCAAAAUUUCUUCAUCCGUGUCUUUCUCCAGUAUUUAACAGGGCUUGAUAUUAAGGGCAGUUAUGAAUUGUUUGUUUAGGGUGUAAUCGCUUUCUUUAUAAAGCAGAGAUGAGCACUUUCUUUUCUGAUCUCUGUAUAAAAUGUAAUUGUCUUUAGUUUGUUUGUUCUAAGUGGAAAAUAUGACGCUUUGUUUUACAGCAAUAAAAGCUGGGAGUGAAUCA